GGUCUCCCGGCUCUGCGCGUGUGUAGGACCAAUGAGAUGACGCCGCGUUCCUGGCCUGCAUGCUGAGAGCGGGCCGGCAAUAAGGACAACCAAAACCACCGACUGUGACGCUGGAGGAGCUCGGAAUCCUGGUGGACCCGGAAAAAAAGCCUUUGGCGCGACGCCUACAGCCUCCAGACGUUCCUUUCCCGUUUGACUUGCUCCGGUCACAGAAAGGUGAGUUUGGACACAUCCGUUUUUGAGAAGCUCGAGCUAACGGGUUCCGUCAGGAGAAACAGUUUAUCAACUUCGUUUGGAUUUCUAAAAGCGAGAAGUCGACUCAUUGAAAGAAGAACAACGUGUGGUUCCGAUACAGAAAGCUCAUCAUGGCAGCUGGGAGUCUGGCUGUGGUUGCUCUCUCCUGCCUCUUUCUGGCAUCCCUGCCGUCAUACUCAGUGUCUGUGGCGGUCAUGUCAGUCGACUUGGGCAGUGAGUGGAUAAAAGUUGCAAUUGUCAAACCUGGUGUGCCUAUGGAAAUAGUUCUUAAUAAGGAGUCGAGGAGGAAAACCCCUACUGCUGUGUGCCUGAAGGAAAAUGAGAGACUUUUUGGUGACAGUGCUUUGGGCAUGUCAGUGAAGAACCCCAAAACAGUUUAUAGACAUCUUCAAAGCUUGCUGGGUAAAAAGCACAGCAACCUUAAUGUGGCGCUCUACCAGAAACGCUUUCCUGAGCACCAGCUGCUGGAAGACCCAGUAAGAGGCACCGUGCUCUUUGAAAGUUCAGAAGCAAAAUGGUUUACUCCUGAGGAGCUACUCGGAAUGGUGCUCAAUUAUUCACGGGGCCUUGCUCAGGACUUCGCAGAACAGCAAAUUAAGGAUGCAGUGAUCACCGUCCCAGCUUUCUUCAAUCAGGCAGAACGCAGAGCUGUUCUGCAUGCGGCUGAAAUGGCAGGCCUGAAGGUCCUUCAACUUAUCAAUGACAACACAGCUGUAGCCUUGAACUACGGGGUUUUCAGGAGAAAAGAUUUGGACAGCACAGUUAAGAAUGUCAUCUUUUAUGAUAUGGGGGCCAGCAGCACCACGGCCACAGUAGUCACUUAUCAGAUGGUCAAAACAAAGGAGUUUGGGACGCAGCCACAGCUACAGAUCCGAGGUGUUGGGUUUGAUCGAGGGUUGGGGGGCUUUGAGAUGGAUCUUCGACUUCGAGAUCAUUUGGCAAAACUUUUUAAUGAGCAAAAGAAGAGCAAGAAAGAUGUGCGAGAAAACCAUCGAGCUAUGGCUAAACUAUUAAAAGAAGCCCAGAGGCUUAAAACCGUUUUGAGUGCAAAUAUGGAGUUUAUGGCCCAGGUGGAAGGUUUGAUGGAUGACAUAGACUUCAAAUCUAAGGUAACCAGAGCUGAGUUUGAAGAGCUUUGUUCAGAUCUCUUUGAAAGAGUUCCUCGCCCUCUACACGAUGCUCUGGAAACUGCAGACUUGAAGCUGGAUGAUAUUGAGCUGGUAAUUUUGGUGGGCGGUUCUACUCGUGUCCCCAAAGUUCAGGAGGUUCUGCUGAAAGCUACAGAAAAAGAAGAGUUGGGGAAAAACAUCAACGCGGAUGAGGCAGCAGCAAUGGGAGCUGUGUACCAAGCAGCCGUACUCAGCAAGGCUUUUAAAGUUAAACCAUUUUUAAUUCGGGAUGCUGCUCUUUUUCCUAUUCAGGUGGAAUUCACUCGUGAGGUGGAGGAGGAAGGGAUUAAAACCCUGAAGCAAAACAAACGGAUUCUGUUCCAGAGGAUGGCGCCCUACCCACAGCGGAAAGUCAUAACGUUCAAUCGUUACCAAAGUGACUUUGCAUUUAACAUCAACUAUGGAGACAUGAGCUUUUUGACUCCAAAUGAACUCAGUGUUUUUGGCUCUGUGAACUUGAGCACAGUCAAGCUUUCUGGAGUGGGAAGCAGCUUCCAAAAACAUGCCGAUGCAGAGUCAAAAGGAAUAAAGGCUCAUUUCAAUAUGGAUGAAAGUGGUGUCCUCCUUCUUGAUCGGGUGGAGUCUGUCUUUGAAACAACUGUAGAUGAGAAAGAAGAAGAAUCUACUUUAACAAGACUGGGGAACACAAUUUCCACAUUGUUUGGUGGUGGGUCAUCUGACCCCACUGUAAAUUUAACUGAGCCUGUCCAGGAUGAUGAGGAAACGCCUUUAGACUCUAGAAAGGACAACAAGGAUGAGAGUCAGAAGGAGGAAGCUGCAAAGGACACGCAAAGUGAUUUUGAGAAAAGUUCAGAGGAUGAGAAACUCCAGGAAAAGGAGGAGGAAUCAAAUGACAAAAAAGACCCCACCGAGGAAAAAGAUGCAGAGAAACAUGGAAAAGCAGAGCCAGAGAAAAAGGCCAAACUGCAAAAAAAGAGCAAGAUCUCUGAGGAAAUCACUGUGGAACAGAUUAUUAAUGACAUUCUGAACCCCACUCCUGAUGACUUGGCAUCUUCUAAAAAGAAGUUGCAGGAUUUGACCAACAGGGAUCUGGCUAAACAGGAACGGGAAAAGUCACUGAACAACCUGGAAGCAUUUAUCUUUGAGACCCAGGAUAAGUUGUACCAGGAGGAUUAUAGUCAGGUGGUGAGUGACCAGGAGAAGGAGCAAAUCGCUGCCAAACUGACUGAGGUGUCUGAGUGGAUGGAUGAGGAAGGCUAUGCAGCCACCACAAAGCAACUUAAAGAAAAGCUGUCCCAGCUAAAAGGUCUGUGCAAAGACAUGUUUUUCAGAGUAGAGGAGCGACGCAAAUGGCCAGACCGACUGGCUGCACUGGAAAGCUUGCUCAACACGUCCACUUUUUUUUUAAGGAGUGCCAAACAAAUUCCAGAAGAUGACCAGAUCUUCACUGAGGUUGAGCUGAAUAUGCUUGAAAAAGUCAUCAAUGAAACAACGAUAUGGAAGAACAAGACAGUAGCAGCACAGGAGAAACUGUCUUUACAAGAGCCACCAAUCCUGUUAUCCAAGGAUAUCGAGGUGAAGCUUGCCCUGCUUGAUCGAGAAGUGAACUACUUGCUUAACAAAGCCAAGUUUGCCAAACCAAAGGCUAAAGCCAAAGGCAAGAACUCUACGACUGAGAAAAGCAGCAAGGCUAAUGGCACUGCUGAAGACUGGGAAACGGAACCAACAGGGAAAGGCUCCAACCUUAAUACUGAAGGUCCAGAAAAAGUACAGCCAGAAGAGUCUCCAGCAGCAGAGGACAGCAGUAUACAUCCAGGAUCUGACAGCCAAGCGCAGUCUUCAGAUGAGGCGGGACUCACAGGUUCGACGGAAAAGACACAACCUGAAAACCACUUAGAGGAUGAAUUAUAACAGCAGGACUGUGGAUUUUUCACUAUUUAUUGAUCGUGUGAAAUGUUGAAUUUCAGUCUGAGUUUGUUGGGCUCUUGUUUGUUUGCUUGUUGUUUCUUUGGUCCUGUCUGCUAAGUUGCAAACUGAUGACUUGGACAAAUUGUAAAGUUUCAGAUCUGCCGUUGGUUUUCUGCUAUGUCUUUCUCAGAUUAUUUUAACAAAUGUGUACCACAGAAAUCUAGUAAAAAAUAAAGUCCUGCUUUACAUGAAUAAUAA
This is a messenger RNA of Oryzias latipes (Japanese medaka), 3551 nucleotides long. It is a transcript of the gene hyou1, whose product is annotated as hypoxia up-regulated 1. Gene Ontology annotation, cellular component: endoplasmic reticulum chaperone complex. Gene Ontology annotation, molecular function: ATP-dependent protein folding chaperone; ATP binding. The record is from RefSeq and is a predicted model, not a curated record. Lineage: Eukaryota; Metazoa; Chordata; Actinopteri; Beloniformes; Adrianichthyidae. Gene Ontology annotation, biological process: endoplasmic reticulum unfolded protein response; negative regulation of hypoxia-induced intrinsic apoptotic signaling pathway.